CAUAAAUGAACGUAAUGUUUUGUUUCGUUUUUCCUUCUAUGUCUGUCCUGUUGUCAGACUUGUCAGUUUCAGAUGAAUUAUUAGCUACGUGAACGUAGUUUGUAUGUCUUCUUGUGGUUUUAGAUAGCGUGGCUAAUCAAGGCAUCAAAAGAAAAAUGAGUAGCUCCGAGGAGGUAUCAUGGAUUACAUGGUUUUGUGGACUGAGGGGAAAUGAGUUCUUCUGUGAGGUGGAUGAGGACUACAUAAAUGAUAAAUUCAAUUUGACUGGUCUAAAUGAGCAGGUGCCACACUACCGACAGGCACUCGACAUGAUCCUAGACUUAGAACCUGAUGAUGAUGAUGACAAUCCCAACCAGUCAGACCUCGUGGAGCAGGCGUCGGAGAUCCUGUACGGGCUCAUCCACGCCCGGUACAUCCUCACCAACAGAGGUAUUGCUCAGAUGCUGGAGAAAUUCCAGUCUGGUGACUUUGGCCACUGCCCACGAGUCUAUUGCGAAUGUCAGCCCAUGCUGCCUCUUGGUCUGUCGGACGUGCCCGGCGAAGCCAUGGUGAAGCUGUACUGCCCCAAGUGCAUGGACGUGUACACGCCCAAGUCGUCGCGCCACCACCACACGGACGGCGCGUACUUCGGCACCGGGUUCCCGCACAUGGUGUUCAUGGUGCACCCCGAGUACCGGCCGAAGAGGGCCUCGUCGCAGUUCGUGCCGAGACUAUACGGCUUCAAGAUCCACCCGCUCGCGUACCAGAUCCAGCAGCAGGCGGCCGCCAACUUCAAGGCGCCCCUCCGCGGCCUCACAUACAACAACGAAACGAAGACUACAAGUAACAUUCCAAAAUGAGAUAAAAUAGUGGUGCGCGCCCGCCGCCGGCGCGCCGCCCGCCCCCGCCACCUCCCUAGACAAUGUUUACCACACCUACUACUAUCUCCCAAUACCUGAUAAGUAUAAUUAAAUAUAUUUGCUAACAUAAAACCACAAUGAUAUGUUUUAACAUCAAAUAAAGUUUAUUUUUAUGUUUU
This is a messenger RNA of Plutella xylostella (diamondback moth), 1018 nucleotides long. RefSeq names its product casein kinase II subunit beta (gene CkIIbeta). Gene Ontology annotation, molecular function: protein kinase regulator activity. The record is from RefSeq and is a predicted model, not a curated record. Gene Ontology annotation, cellular component: cytoplasm; protein kinase CK2 complex. NCBI's taxonomy places the organism in Eukaryota, Metazoa, Arthropoda, Insecta, Lepidoptera, Plutellidae.